GCUCACAGUGCUACCAACAUUAAAUUCACGUUGACGUUUACCAACACCUCGAUGGCAGCCAUUGAAUUUUCUCUUCGCGUCGUCUUAAAAAAAUACCUUUGUGUGUACUCGAAAAAGUGCGAAAUUAUCUAAUUUAUCAUUCAAAAAGUCUCCAAAAAUAUAAACGUAUGCGCACUAUAAGUGCUGCUUUGCUAAUUUGUGUAUAGAACUGUGAAAAUUUGUGUUCUUUGCAGCAAAUUAGGCCAGAGAAAAAUUUGUUGGCAUUCGCAUAUUUGCUUUUGUAUUGGUAUACUUCCACGAAAGUGAAGAAGUCAUAGUUUUCAGUGUCUAUUCAUUAACCAGCUAACGUGUUAGGCUGAAUAUGACCUCGCCCUCACCGGCGAAUAGUCCUAUGCCGCCACCCCAGGCACCGCCUGCGCAAAGUCCUUCACCAUCACCGCACAGUCCCUAUCAACAUCAACAAAUGCCGCAAGGUCCACCGGGACAACAAGGUCCGUCUGGCGCGGGACCAUCUGGACCACCGCAUGGCCCGCCUCAACAAUCCCAUAUGCAAGCCCCACCACCACAUAGCCAACACGGCCCCAUACCGACGGGUGGUCAUCAUGGUCCACCACCACCACCGGGUCAUCCCGGCGGACCGUAUACGCAUCCUAUGCAACACGCACCGCCUCAUGGUUCUCCACAUGGACCACCACAACACCAACAACACGGUGCAAUGCCACCGGGACAACAUGGAGUGGGGCAACACGGCCCACCACCCCCUCAUGGACAAGUACCACCUGGUCAGCAUGGACCACCGCCGCCUGGUAGUGGUGGUGCCCCUGGAAGUGGGCCACCAAUGUCACAUGCACCCCCACCUCAUGGUGUACCACCACCGCAUGGACCGCCAGGUCCACAACAGCAACCGGGAGUGCAAGGAGCGCCACCGCCGCAUAUGAAUGGACCACCGGGGCAAGGGCCACCCGGUCCACCUGGACCUCCACCACAGGGACAUCACAUGCCGCCACAUCAUCAAGCCAUGGGUCCACAUAUGGGGAUGCAAAUGCCACCACAAGGGCCAAAUAUGCCACCAAUGGGCUAUCAAACGCAUGGAAUGCCGCCAAACGGUCCACCGGCUCCCGGCCAGGGCCCACCACCUGGCGAUCGUCCCGUACAGGAAAGUCUAACCGCACUUCAACGCGCUAUCGACACCAUGGAGGAAAAGGGUCUGCAAGAGGAUCCACGCUACUCGCAAUUACUGGCUAUACGCGCCACAUCGAAGCAUCAACAUCUCACUGGCAACCAAGUGAAUAUGUUACGCGCACAAAUUACCGCAUAUCGAUUGCUGGCGCGCAACAAACCCAUAUCCAUGCAAAUGCAACAGCAGUUGGCACCGCCGCAACAGCAGCAGCAGCAACAACAGCAGCAACAGCAACAGGCUGGCGUACCGCCAGGUCCACCCGGACCGCCGGGACAACAUCCCGGUGUGCCAGUACAACAGCAACCGCCCGGACCAAGUGGCGCACCGCCGCCAUGUGUCCCUGGCAAUGCGGGCACACCCCCGCAGUGUCCUACACCGCCUGCCAGUCCUUACGCACAGCAGCAGGUGCCGGGCGGGCCGAAGUUGCAAGCGCCAUCACUGCCCCAUGUGCAGCAGCAACCCAUGGCUCCUGGCGGCGUGCCGCCAAUACCACCACAACAAGACGUGACGCAUCAGUUGCCCAAUGGCGCUGGUGGCAAGCCGAAUGCCGGACCGCCGCCACCAAUGAUGGGAGGCGGUCAACCGCCAAUUUCAUCACCAAUGCCCGCCACAGUAGCGCAGGGUGUGCGCCCGGGUAUGCCGCCCGGCGCUCCCGGUUUGCCACCACAGGCGCCACCUGGCAUGCAAGCGCCCAAACCAGGUGCGCCGCCACCACAGCAGCCAAUGCCGAAACCAAAUCGCGUUACAACAGUCGCGAAGCCAGUUGGUUUAGAUCCGAUCACUUUGCUGCAGGAGCGUGAAAAUCGUAUAGCUUCGCGUAUUUCAUUACGCAUGCAAGAAUUGCAGCGGUUGCCUGCCACUAUGCCGGAAGACUUGCGUCUGCAAGCGGCCAUUGAGUUGCGGGCGCUGCGCGUGCUCAACUUUCAACGUCAACUGCGUGCUGAGAUUGUACAGUGCACGCGUCGCGACACCACGCUGGAGACGGCGGUGAAUAUUAAAGCGUAUAAGCGUACAAAACGACAGGGGUUACGUGAGGCACGCGCCACUGAGAAGCUAGAGAAGCAACAGAAAUUAGAGGCCGAGCGCAAGCGGCGCCAGAAGCAUCAAGAGUUCUUGGCAGCAGUGCUGCAACAUGGCAAAGAUUUCAAGGAGUAUCACCGCAAUAAUAAAGCGCAGCUGGCACGCGUCAAUAAGGCAAUCAUGAAUCAUCACGCCAAUGCGGAGCGUGAGCAAAAGAAGGAGCAAGAGCGCAUCGAGAAGGAGCGUAUGCGCCGUUUGAUGGCCGAGGAUGAAGAGGGCUACCGCAAACUGAUCGAUCAGAAGAAAGAUAAACGUCUGGCAUUCCUACUUUCGCAGACCGAUGAAUAUAUCAGUAAUCUUACACAGAUGGUUAAGCAGCACAAAGAUGAUCAAAAGAAGAAGAAGGAGGAGGAAAGCAAACGUUUGCUGCAAUACAAGAAGGAACUGCUGAUGAGUGGCGAAUAUAUGAAUAUCGAUGAGAGCUGCAUUGCAGCGGACAUGCGCGUCACUGUGGUGGAGCAAUCUACGGGCACGCGACUCUCGGGCGAAGAGGCGCCAAUGCUAAAGAACUUGCAUAACUGGUUGGAGCGCCAUCCGGGCUGGGAUUGGAUAGAGUCGGACUCGGAUGAUGAGGGUGAUUCAGAGAUGCGCGAUAUUAACAGCAAGGAAUACAUUAAAUCUAAGGAGGAGGAAGAAGAAAAAAAAUCCGAAGAAGCAGAGAGCAAAGAGGUGGCAAAUGUCGAGGAUGCUAAGGACUUUAUCAAGAAAGUAAAAGUUGAAGAUGAUGAAUAUCGUACCGAGGAGCAGACCUACUACAGCAUCGCGCAUACCGUACACGAAAAAGUAUUCGAACAAGCAUCCAUUAUGGUUAAUGGCCAAUUGAAGGAGUAUCAGUUGAAGGGCUUGGAAUGGCUGGUGUCAUUGUAUAACAACAACUUAAAUGGUAUUUUAGCCGACGAGAUGGGUUUGGGUAAAACUAUACAGACAAUUUCGCUGGUUACCUAUCUGAUGGAUCGAAAGAAGGUCAUGGGCCCCUAUCUCAUUAUCGUGCCGCUCUCGACACUGCCCAAUUGGGUGCUGGAGUUCGAAAAGUGGGCACCUUCCGUUGGCGUGGUCAGUUACAAAGGCAGCCCACAGGGUCGCCGUUUGUUGCAGAAUCAAAUGCGCGCCACCAAAUUCAAUGUACUGCUCACAACGUACGAGUAUGUUAUCAAGGAUAAGGCCGUGCUUGCUAAAAUUCAGUGGAAGUAUAUGAUUAUUGACGAAGGCCACCGCAUGAAGAAUCAUCACUGCAAGCUAACACAGGUGCUGAACACUCACUAUAUUGCACCGUAUCGCUUGCUGCUGACUGGCACACCGCUACAAAAUAAAUUGCCCGAAUUGUGGGCUCUGCUCAAUUUCUUACUACCAUCGAUUUUCAAGUCGUGCUCCACUUUUGAACAGUGGUUUAAUGCACCCUUCGCUACCACAGGCGAGAAGGUCGAAUUGAAUGAGGAAGAGACGAUUUUGAUUAUUCGUCGUUUGCACAAAGUGUUGCGUCCCUUCCUAUUGCGUCGCCUCAAAAAGGAGGUGGAACACCAAUUGCCCGAUAAGGUCGAGUACAUCAUCAAGUGCGAUAUGUCUGGACUGCAACGUGUGCUCUACAAGCAUAUGCAGAGCAAGGGUGUGCUACUCACGGAUGGUUCGGAGAAGGGCAAACAAGGCAAGGGUGGCGCUAAGGCUUUAAUGAACACCAUAGUACAGUUGCGUAAACUUUGCAAUCAUCCAUUCAUGUUCCAGCACAUUGAGGAAAAGUAUUGCGAUCACACUGGCGCACAUAGUGUCGCUUCCGGACCGGAUCUAUAUCGCGUAUCGGGCAAAUUUGAAUUACUUGAUCGCAUUUUGCCGAAGCUGAAGGCGAGCAACCAUCGCGUGCUGCUCUUCUGUCAAAUGACACAGUGCAUGACUAUUAUCGAGGAUUAUUUGAGCUGGCGCCAGUUUGGUUAUUUGCGUUUGGACGGUACCACCAAGGCAGAGGAUCGUGGUGAAUUGCUGCGUAAAUUUAAUGCAAAAGAUUCCGACUAUUUUGUCUUCUUGCUCUCGACACGCGCCGGUGGUUUGGGUCUGAACUUACAAACAGCCGAUACUGUUGUCAUCUUCGAUUCCGAUUGGAAUCCGCAUCAGGAUUUGCAAGCACAAGAUCGUGCACAUCGUAUCGGUCAGCGCAAUGAGGUGCGCGUGUUGCGUUUGAUGACGGUGAAUUCUGUGGAGGAGCGCAUCUUAGCUGCGGCGCGCUACAAGUUGAACAUGGACGAGAAAGUCAUUCAGGCUGGUAUGUUCGAUCAGAAAUCUACGGGAAGUGAGCGACAACAAUUCUUGCAAACGAUUUUGCAUCAGGAUGACAAUGAAGAGGAGGAAGAGAAUGAAGUGCCGGACGAUGAGGUGAUUAAUAUGAUGAUUGCGCGUAGUGAGGAAGAGAUAGAAUUGUUCAAAAAGAUGGAUAUUGAUCGGAAGAAAGAGGACGAAGAAUUGCAUCCGGGUAGGGAGCGUUUAAUCGAUGAGUCAGAGUUGCCGGAUUGGUUGACGAAGGACGAUGAUGAGGUGGAGCGUUGGCAUCAGUACGAUGAGGAUACCAUUUUGGGUCGCGGCUCACGUCAACGCAAAGAGGUCGACUACACAGACAGCCUGACCGAGAAGGAAUGGCUAAAGGCCAUCGAUGAUGGCGCCGAAUUCGAAGAAGAGGAAGACGAAGAUGACGCCAAACGUAAGCGCCGUAAGCGUAAAAAUCGUAAAGAUGAUUCUGAUGAAGAUGAGUUGAUUAUGAAACGUCGUCGGCGCCAGAAUAUUGACAAGCGUUUAAAAAAACAAAUGAAUAAGAUUAUGUCUGCGGUCAUUAAGUAUACCAACGACGAUGGUCGUGUACUCUCCGAACCGUUUAUGAAGUUACCAUCACGUCAACGCCUACCCGACUACUAUGAAAUCAUAAAACGACCUGUGGAUAUUAAGAAAAUUUUACAACGUAUUGAAGAUUGCAAAUAUGGCGAUAUCAAUGAGCUGGAGAAAGACUUUGUGCAGCUCUGUCAGAAUGCACAAAUCUACAAUGAGGAAGCUUCACUCAUCUAUCUAGAUUCGAUUGAAUUGCAGAAAGUAUUUGCAAGUGCACGUGCACGCAUAACUGCCGCCGCAGCAGCUGCUGCAUCGGCUGCGGCUGCCGCUGGCAAUGAGUCGGCAAGUGGUGGUGGAGGCGGUGGAGGGGGCGGUACAGCUGCUGGCUCAGAGGCUUCUGACAAUGAAGAGGAGGAAGUGGGCGAUGAUGGCUCAGAUGAUGAGGAAAUUCCAACCACCUCUACGGCGGCAGUGAAAAUGAAGUUGAAAUUGAACAAGUCAUUAGCUAGCGCACCGGCAACACCAACACCGGCACCACCGGUACCCACUAGUGCGGCCACUACUUCCAAGAAGCAAACGCGCCGUAAGCGUUCACAGAAGAAAUACGCAAUUUUCGAUGAUGAUGACGAUGACAUAGAUUAGCUGCCAUUGGGUAUAGUAUUUGCGCGCAGUACGCAGCAGGCUUGCGUGGGAGGGGAUACACCGGUUACAAUGGCAAGAGUGGGAGGUGGCAAACGGCAACGUGAGCUUGAACACGACGAUUAUGAUGGUGACGAUGAUAAUGAUGAGUAAAGGGGCGGCACUAAAGUUGAAACUCCGUGCUGGGAAUUUGGAAUGCGACACAAAUUACUAAAAUAGUGGCAAAAACAUGAGGAACAUAAUGAGUAUUUAAAUAAGAUUUUUAAUUUUUAUAAGUUAUUUAGUGGGAAACAGGAUUUGCGUUUGUGAAUUUGUUUUAAUGAUGUUUUAAUUAAUUACUCUCUAUUUAUCUGUCAAUUGUAUAAUUUGCAAAUUUUAAUUUGUUUAUACUUUACGCAGUUGAAUACAUUUAUUCGUAAAAAUAUAUUUUAUUCUGCUCACUUAAAUCUAUACUGACAGAUAUGUAUGGCAAUUGUAAAAGUAAUAUGAUUGAGUGCGUCAGCGCAUUGGAGAAUAAAAAGUAAAACAACACAA
Anastrepha obliqua is the source of this 6238-nucleotide messenger RNA. It is a transcript of the gene brm, whose product is annotated as ATP-dependent helicase brm. Gene Ontology annotation, biological process: positive regulation of transcription by RNA polymerase II. Gene Ontology annotation, molecular function: histone binding; ATP binding; transcription factor binding. The transcript has 5 exons. NCBI's taxonomy places the organism in Eukaryota, Metazoa, Arthropoda, Insecta, Diptera, Tephritidae. The record is from RefSeq and is a predicted model, not a curated record. The coding region runs from base 362 to 5707 and encodes 1781 amino acids. Gene Ontology annotation, cellular component: nucleus.